AGUGUUCACAGAUCUCUAUCACCUCCCAGACAUUCACGCAGUGUGCCCCGGGGGCUGUCCAGCCUCAUCUACCUGCUGCAGAGCGAAAGAACAUGGAAGUCACCAUGAGUGAUGCCAGACAUACCCUGAAGACCCUGGAGCAGCGCAGCAAGCUCCUGCUCCAGCAACAGAUCACUUUCAUUAAUGCUCUGGAGAGGACACGGGAAAUUGCCCAAGAUAGGAUCAGACCAGUGAGGACCCUGGGCCAGGUACGCGACUACUUAGACAACAACUGCAACAACAGCACAGAUCGCCGGAUCCUCACUCUGUUCUUGGACUUCUGUGCGGAUCUGGCCGAGUUCUGCGUCCAGCUGCAAUCCAUGCAGAAUGAGACCCGAACAACAAACGGGCUCAUAGAGCAAAUCAUUACUCUUCUCAAUCCAACCACUGACCUGACCGGUCUAAGAGCAAAGUAUCCUCAUGAUGUUGUGAAUCACCUCAGCUGUGACGAAGCACGUAACUUUUAUGGCGGCAUAGUGAGCAUCAUUCCGGUUGUUCUGGACUACAUCCACGAGGCUGUGUCGAGGCUGAGCAUAAUCCAGCCGCGUGUGGAGGACUCCGAGACCUUAGACAGGCUUAUGGCCUUUCAGAAGAAAAUGCAGCGUAAGGCAGGAAAUCAAGGUGCGACACAAAACACGGGAGCUCAGACCACGGUCAGUCAGGGAAAUCUUUCUGCCCGCUCAGUUAAAAGAAAGAAAAGGUAUUUAGAGUCCUUCAAACCAGCCUGGAGGCCGUCUGGCCGCUUCUACACCACAUAA
This is a messenger RNA of Nanorana parkeri, 797 nucleotides long. It is a transcript of the gene SPACA9, whose product is annotated as sperm acrosome associated 9. The record is from RefSeq and is a predicted model, not a curated record. Gene Ontology annotation, cellular component: acrosomal vesicle; ciliary base; sperm flagellum. Bases 93 to 797 code for a protein of 234 amino acids. The transcript is spliced from 4 exons. Lineage: Eukaryota; Metazoa; Chordata; Amphibia; Anura; Dicroglossidae.